AUGAUUGUCUUUACAACAACUUCUAGUACGGUCGAAGAAUUGCGGGAAUUCAUACAUUCGGUUUCCAACCCGAACUCAACAAAGGUGAUCAAGGGUCUGGGAAAAGUAUUAGCCUUUUAUGAAAAUUCUGGAGCAGAGCGCCAGGCUCUUCAUACUCUCCAAUACACCACUUUACCAUCUGGUACCCCAAUUGACUGCCAUUAUGUACCAGACGUAUCGGCGAAGGAUCCUUCCCUUAUGCAAAAUUCCAGUUUAAAAGUCCCGAAGUCCGAAAAAAAUUGGCUUAUUAGUCCUCCAGGAUCUCCCCCAUUAGGGUGGACACCUAUUAAGGAAGAGUCCCCAAACUCCGCUCACCUUGCCCACGACCUUCAACUUCGACUUGACCAACUUGGAAACGGCAUUUUGGAGAAUGCAGAUACAGGGCCCCGUAUCGUGAUUUCUGAUGCGGAUUCCUCCCGUUCCUCCCCUCAUGCCAGUUAG
This is a messenger RNA of Schizosaccharomyces osmophilus, 480 nucleotides long. It is a transcript of the gene rcn1, whose product is annotated as serine/threonine protein phosphatase (calcipressin) regulatory subunit Rcn1. Gene Ontology annotation, cellular component: nucleus; cytoplasm. Bases 1 to 480 code for a protein of 159 amino acids. The transcript has a single exon. Gene Ontology annotation, molecular function: calcium-dependent protein serine/threonine phosphatase regulator activity. Gene Ontology annotation, biological process: calcium-mediated signaling. NCBI's taxonomy places the organism in Eukaryota, Fungi, Ascomycota, Schizosaccharomycetes, Schizosaccharomycetales, Schizosaccharomycetaceae. The record is from RefSeq and is a predicted model, not a curated record.